Molecule: messenger RNA, 3399 nt
Organism: Aspergillus affinis
Lineage: Eukaryota; Fungi; Ascomycota; Eurotiomycetes; Eurotiales; Aspergillaceae
Product: TMEM198/TM7SF3 family protein
Exons: 5
Coding region: 1-3399 (1132 amino acids)
Source: RefSeq, a predicted model, not a curated record
AUGCGGGCCUUCUUUACGCUUAGCCUGCUGGUUUAUCUUGUGUCGGGUUUAUUCGCGUUUGGGGCCUGGGUGCCUUUCGGUGAGCGCAAUACACAUGGAGGUCUGGCUAUCAUACAAGCCCGGGCGACAGACCCGAGCUCGUCGACAUUAGCAGACACGACCUCAACUUCUGACAGCACAACGGCAAGCGCGACACAUCAUGCUACGGCGACGGCCAAUUCGACUUCAACAUCAAAUGCAACGACUGUCGCAUCUACUACUGUCGCAUCGCUCAAUACGUCGGCACCGUCAAAAAAUGAGACGGAUAAGCCCGCUCCCGGAGAACUGCCUCUUGAGCCUUUGAUUACACCCGCAUUGGGAGUGAGUGGCUUCAUUCUCAUAGCUAGCGGUGCUUUUCUUGCAUUUAUAGGAAUCCGGAACUUGCGGGUCCAAGUCUUCUUGUCAACUGCAUUUUUGACCAGUUUAGGGGUCACUGUCCUCAUUGUCUAUGUGAUGAACCCCCCCGUUCGUGUCGCAAUACAAGGAGCCUAUCUUGUCGCGGUAUUUUUUACCGGAAUCACCUUCGGAGCCCUCUCAAUUGUUUUCAAAGAGCUGAGCGAAGGCCUUGGGUGCCUCUUGGGGGGAUUUUGCUGUAGCAUGUGGCUCCUCUGUCUGAAGCCAGGCGGCCUCUUGACGGAAACGGAUGCAAAAAGUGGAUUCAUAGGUGCAUUUUCGGUGGCAUUUUAUGCUUUAUCCUUCAGUCAAUACACACGCCCGUAUGGACUGAUGGCAGCAACUGGAAUUUCUGGAGGCACGGCGGUUGCCUUAGGAAUUGACUGCUACAGUCGGGCCGGUUUGAAAGAGUUCUGGCUCUACAUCUGGGCUCUCAACGAUGAUAUAUUUCCUCUUGGCACCGAUACCUAUCCAGUGACACGAAAUAUUCGUGUCGAGCUUGCGGCGACGGUCAUCAUUGCUAUCCUUGGUGUUGUUUCCCAACUUAGACUAUGGCGCGUAAUUCGGGAGAGAAGACACAAGGAUGAAGAGAUGCGCGCCGAGGAGAAGCGUAAGAAGGAGGAGGCCGAAGCCGAAAAUUCAAAGCGACUGGCGGAGGACAACAUGAAGGAGCGGUUAGAGUGGGAAGCCAAAUACGGCAAUAAUCCCAAUCCCAAUCCCAAUCCCAAUCCCAAUCCUGGACCGAACCUGCCAGAGCUCCCUGGUGAUGCUAAAUGCCUCGCGGAUAUUGAGAUGGAGAAGGCCGACGCGAUGGAGACCCUUUCGAGUUCCUCCGAGGAAUCUUACCGGUGCCCUGAUUGCCAAGAGCGGGCAGAUAAUGGCGAAUCUGCGUAUGCCUCUUCCAUUACGUCUGAUACAAGCGGAGCGACCGGAGGCAGCCAAACGCGACAAGAAGAAGACAUGGCCAAAAGUUUGGAUGGAGAUGAUUCAAGUCAAACGCUUGAGGACAAAAACGCCGCUCGUGUCAAAAGGUUUGAUGGCACAGUUGCAGCACAGAUGCGUGACGAGGAGAGCUCUGAUAUGACGGCCAUCGUCGGCUCCGACGCGGGCUCAGAUCGGGAUUCUGGAUGGUCCUGGGACAAGUCGUCCGUAAAGAGUAGUGUGAGGUCUGAUCCUCAGGAAACCCUCUUUUCUGCAAAGGGCGAGUCCUCGUCCACUCAUGGAAAAACGGACGCAAGGGACGAUACUGCUUCUGGUAGCCUAACGAUGAUGGCACGUGGUGGUGUUUUAGCAGAGAAAGCUUCAGAUGCAAGAGAAAGCACUACUGCUAAAGGUUUGUCCAGUUCUUACGAGACGUCCUCUUCUAAAGAUAAUGCCGGAGAUAAAAUGGACGACCGGAGUGUCUACUCACGAGAAGUGGAGGACCAAAAGCUUUCUCCGAUGCAAGAUGUUGGUGCAGCAAAAGAAAUGGGGCACGGAAGCGCGCUGCAGAAGGAAGACAGAAAGGAAUUUCCGGCAUUGCCUUCCUUAUCGCAGGUGAAGGACGAACCCGUUCCAGGUCAAGAAGAGCCCCUUAAAGAAGGCCCUGAACAGUCUGGAUCAACAGCAAAUACAAUCGUGAGCACCGUCUCAAUGAAGGACACAUCGCAGGCGAAUGUCUCAGCGAAUACGAAACCUGCCCCAGAUUAUAAAGGCCCAAAAUCCAUCGAAGCCCAACAACGCAGCCGCUCUUCGGAAACCGUCAGCUCCUCCCUGAAAUCCAAAUCAAGCACCGGCAAGCAGAAGUUCUUGGAACCACAACCCAAGACCAACAGCAAACCCAAGAAGGAGGAGCCGGUCAAAUUACAGGCAAAGGCUGUGAAGCACUUACCUCAUCGAGCAUCGAGGAUGGUCCAGAGCUACCGCACCGACGAAUGGGCAAAGCACUUGGCGGAUGCGGAAAUCCCUGAACCGGAACCUAUCGAGUAUGUUGAAGACGAACGGCACGAGGAUCCAUGGGAGGCCCAAGAAGCUGCGGCGCCUGUGAAUGUUGAAGAACUGCUGCAAACGCCUCUGAACGCACAACCGCCGCCUGCCCUUGAGCACACCCUAGGGCGCGAGCCGAGCAAUGCAAACGAGGGGCAUCUGUUGUCUCACGGAUCACAAUCGCGUCGAGACUCCAAAGCCAAACGGAGAUCAUCCAGAUCCACCAAGAGGCUUUCAGGAUUCUCCUCUAUGCCAGCAAGUAACCUACCCCAGUAUCCGCCUGCAGCAGCUCAACCCCAAGCCCCCCAAGGGCCAACGAAUAGCUUUCAGACGCACGCGAGCGCUCUGCCUCCGAUUAAUACCGCCGUCGAUCAACCCCGAGAGGAGACGGAACCACCCAAACCACAAUGGAGGGGUCCACCGGCCCUCUUGGACGUGCGGGAGGGCUUGAUGCGGAGCAGGUUAUCAUCUUUUUCGCUUGGUUCGGACCCUUGGUCCGCGCGCAGUAGUCCUGGGAUGUCACCUAUCGAGACUUCGCCACGGCAUUCUACUUGCCCCAUCAUCGAGGAAGGAGACAAUCUUCCGCUGUCUCAACGCCGAACCAUGCUCCAUCAGCAGAUCAUUCCAAUGACGCAGACACCGCCAGGGCGAUGGAACGGCAAUGCAGCCGGACCAGCUCCAGUACCAACCCCUUCCCCUGCCCCUGGCCCUUCCCCUGGGCCUUCUCCUACGAAUACACAGGCCACCAUGGCUGCGUGGCGGGAGUAUGUGCGCGAGGACUUGUGGGACAAACGCAAUCCGCUGGCAAAGAUGAACAAUCCCGUCGCCAGCACGGGGGCAGGAGACCGGAAUCCCUUCGUCCAGGCCGAUCGAAGUGCAUUGUCCGUCAAAUUCGGCACCCCGGUCGCGGAGAGCAAACAGCGAGGGGACAUGAGCGACCUGCAUCGAAACGCUAUGCGGCGUAUGCAAGCCAUGGCCAAUCGAAAUAUGAACGGGAAAUGA